Colletes gigas is the source of this 3899-nucleotide messenger RNA. RefSeq names its product cyclic AMP-responsive element-binding protein 1 (gene CrebB). Gene Ontology annotation, molecular function: RNA polymerase II cis-regulatory region sequence-specific DNA binding; DNA-binding transcription factor activity, RNA polymerase II-specific; protein binding. The transcript is spliced from 8 exons. The record is from RefSeq and is a predicted model, not a curated record. Gene Ontology annotation, cellular component: transcription regulator complex; nucleus. Gene Ontology annotation, biological process: regulation of transcription by RNA polymerase II. Bases 814 to 1734 code for a protein of 306 amino acids. NCBI's taxonomy places the organism in Eukaryota, Metazoa, Arthropoda, Insecta, Hymenoptera, Colletidae.
UAAUUCGUAUAAUCAAGGGAACGUGUGAUGUUUUUCUAAUUCUUUGCGUGAAAUACAUUAUCACUUGAACUCUUCCUACUUCAGUGUGGGAAAGUCACAUAAAUACGAUGAUCUUGUAAACGUAUAAAUAUCAACUACGAAUGUCAUUAAUUGAUAGUAAAUAAUUAAUUCUGAUUGUCAACAAUUCUUCGUAAAUAACUGGUGAACAUGAAAACUUUAUCUGGGUUGCAUUACAUACUCGAACAAUUAUAAUAUUUAAUUCAUUCGAAAUUACUUACGGAAAACGACGACUAUACAUAUAUUUAUAUAUUACCUAUUAUUAUAGCAAGUCGAGUCGAAUAAAUAAAGCGAAUAUAAGUUGGUUUAAUGGUUCGGUUGGAAAUAUAAUUGUCGAAUCGAGAGACAGUCGUUCUCUUGCAAUUGCGUAGGAUGUUAAUAUGUACGUAGCAACCGGGAUUUUAGUAUGUUUAACUGGUCGAAUGCAAUCGUGUUAUUACGAAUUAUUAUUAGCAGAAUGAAUUGAUACGUGUUUGGAUUUAUUUCAGAGUGAAUUUUCAGGAAAACGGAAUCAGUAUCGGUCGCGCACGAGGGUAUCGGUCCCAUCACUAUCCGAUGCACGAUCAGUUUACGAGAGGGUGGAGGGAAACCGUCGGCCAUUUUGUUCGUGACGCGCAGCGCGGAGGUCGUGGGCUCCACCAGUGACGAAGCCACUGGAGUUUUGACGUGGCUGCUACGUACCUGCCCGUUUGCCCACUCCGAUUGCAGCAAAGUUGGUGACGAGAAAUACGUAACUGGGUUUGAGGUUCCCAGGCUAUGGAAAGUAUGGUCGAGGAAAAUGGAUCAGCUGUUGACCCAUUGUCUACAGGUUCUCAAGGUGGUGAUACAUCGCCAGCAAUAGCUACAUCGGUACAAUCUCUCAAUAGAACACAUCAGCAGCAAACUCAUCAUCUGGUAGCUUCUACCAGCAUUGUGCAACUGACACUACCUUCGUCAGGGACAACACAGGUACAAUCUGUUAUACAACCUAAUCAACAAUCAGUAAUUCAAACUGCGACAAAUAUUCAGCCUGUUGCUAUUUCAAAAGGAAACGUCAUUCUUGUUAGUAAACCCAACUCUGUUAUCCAAACAGCUCAAGCGAGUUUGCAGACGCUUCAGGUGGUCGAGACCGGUAGCGAUGAUAGUUUUUCGGACUCCGAAGAAUCUCCAGAACAAAGAGGAGGUAUUCUUACCAGACGACCGUCUUAUAAAAAAAUCCUCAAUGAGUUGGGUGGUGGUGAAAUUACAGACGGUCGAUUGCCCCCCCUAGAAUCAUCUUCUGAGUGUGAUUCUAACGUGGACAGUGAAGUGUCUUCCCACUCGCUUCAUUAUCAGACAGUAAUUCCUGCUGGAACCAUACAAAUUGCAACUCAAGCGGAGGGUGUUCCAGGGCUCCAUACGCUAACAAUGAGUAAUGCAGCAACAGCAGGCGGCGCUAUAGUACAGUAUGCGCAAGGUCAAGAUACACAGUUUUUUGUCCCAGCUUAUACAGGACACGGUGUUGUAGUAGAAGAUGCGGCUAGAAAAAGAGAAUUAAGGUUGCUUAAAAAUAGAGAAGCGGCGCGCGAGUGUAGAAGGAAAAAGAAGGAAUAUAUAAAGUGUUUAGAAAAUCGUGUUGCAAUAUUGGAAAAUAGAAAUCAGACGUUAAUAGAGGAACUAAAGUCCUUAAAACAGCUAUGCGAGCCGAAAACUGACUGAGGUUUGUGUUUAAUGUUGAGACAUUGUAUCAAAACUAUUAACCAGCUAAAAGAACUUGUACAUGUCUUCUUUGUGUACAUUAUCCUAAACGUUGUUAGGUAAGCAAUGGUGAUGUACAUGCAUUCUUAUAAAUAAGUGUUUCUGUAACAUAUUGUAUUUAAGUGCGAAUUACGAAGGCUUGUGAAACUUGCUAUUACUAAAGCGAGAAGCCAAAGGUAUAUGAAAUACGAAGGCAGCAAACUUAUAGGCAAUAUUCAGGAAGUCAAUCUAUAUUUUGGAUAAAUUUAACAAUCAUAUAAAUUCAUAUUGAUGUUUACAUAUUCAAAAUAUGCGUUGAUAAUGAAAAGUAACAUCAAUGUUUGAAGCACAUUCAUUUAGAUUUACAGCGAACAAUGGGACAUUGAACGGUACCACGGUAUUGUUUUACCUGUACAUGAACAUUGUAUUUGUGUAGUUUCGCUCCACUUUAGAGAACUUUACAUUAGUGAAAAUUCAAGAGUUAUGAAGAAAAAAAAAUGAGAAAAUAUGUUUACCUGUAGUCAAUUUGUAACAGAUAAUUGGUCGGUGUAACAAAAUACUUCAGAGAAACGCCUUAUACAGAAUAUUUGCUAAUGCAAUUUAGAAAGUACUAAGUACAGCCGCGAAUUAAAAUUACAAACUAAUGUAAGAAAAGGCUAUGUUUGUUAGACAACAAUGCCUGUAAAUUCGUUUCCAGCUUCUUGAUUUUUUUGUACUUGACGAAGACAGAACCAUUGUUAAAACGAAUUUAUUACGAGUUUUUAAAAUUAUAAUACACGAUCGAAGAGAUAUAAGGUAAUUGUAAAUAGAUCGGAAUUUUACUGACUUGAUCAUUGCUGCUGUAACAUGUAUGUGUAUAAAGUGUUUCCUCGGUAUAACUUAUACUGUAGUGAGACAUGGUAUAGAAAAAGCACUAGUUGAAAUGCUUUCAUUCGACUUUACUUUCUAUCUUAAGAUGCCUCAAGUGCGAAAAACUGAAGAACAGAAUUUGUAAAAUAUGAAUGUAAUAUAUAUCUGGAGUGCCUUGAAGAUUUCUGUAUACUUAUGGGUAUACAAAUAAUAUAAACAUACACACACACGCACGCACGCGUUACGAACGCGUCAUGCGCGCGCGCGCGUACACACAAAAUGUAUGUAUGGAAAUUACGUUUUAGGUAAAUAUGGGUACAUACAAUAUUUUUAAACUAUGUAUUACGUUAUAAAUUUAUGUCCUGCGUAAAGAUCAUACAGUUGCGUUAAUAUUUGAAUUUUAAUUCUCGUAUUUUCUAAAAUUAAAUAGAUCUUUCGAACUGUCAUUGUUAAUUUACGCAGUGUACUAUAAAUUAUACGAAGAUGUGAUUAAAUGAGUUUUACGUUGAAGUAGAAAAAAAUGAAGAUACUAAAAUCAAACGAAUUAUAUUACAAAUAUUUGACAUCGUUAGAAAAUUGUUGUGUAUCCUACACAUAUUUACCACUAUAGAAAAAGAUUAUUCUCCAAUGCAUUUUUUCAUAUAGAAUGGGAUUCUGUGACCUAAGUUAAAUCUAUUUGAUGUAUAAUUUUGAUUGUUAUAUGUUUAUAAAAAAAUAUACUUUCGUAUAUAAAAAAAUCCAGUUUGAUCAUUCGGUAAAUUUUAAAUAAAUUAUGUUUUUUAAAGUAAACAUUGAUAAACAAAUACAAAUUAUAGACACACGCAGUAAUUUCUACAAAACAAUGUAAUCAAAUUACAUUGCAUAUUAUUUAUACAUAAACGUUUUUUUUUUUUUACAGAAGUAGCGUAUAAUUUUUAUGAAGUAUAUUUUAAAAUGACUGAUCAGGCUGGAAAGACUGCGUACUUGCUGCAUGAUUUUUCGAUUUAUUUUUCUUGAAAUGUUUGAAAGAUAAAAAAUGCAACUAUACAUUUCGACUAUACGUUCUUCUGGUACAUGCUUGAUGUGUAAUUUACAAUUAUACAGUUUUUAUCCGAUUGGGAACUAGAUCAUUUCCGAAUUAUUCUCUAUAAACUGAAAGUACAAUGUACUUAUAGUGACCGUGUUAUAAAAUAAAAACGAUUCACUAUAAGUUCCCUUUUUUAUGAAUUGAAAUUUUAUUUUGGGAGAAUCAUUUCUCUCCACACUUUCAUCUGUUUUAAUGUUAAUCAUAUGUAUCAUAUAUGUAUAUCUUGAUUGCU